This is a messenger RNA of Physella acuta, 1504 nucleotides long. Its product is annotated as zinc finger protein 664-like. Lineage: Eukaryota; Metazoa; Mollusca; Gastropoda; Physidae. The record is from RefSeq and is a predicted model, not a curated record.
AGAAAAUAAACAAGAUGGCUGCUAUAGUAAAUGACCAUGGUUGCAUCUGUUGGAAACAUCGCUAGUCUUCAUUUAUUACUGAAAACUUUUAAUUCAAUUGUUUAAAAACAGUUUAUGCUGUGGGCAACAUGGAAUACACAGGAUACUGCACUGAACAUGUCCCUGUUAAAAUUGAAACAGAUUCAGAGAUGUACCAUGGUGACAACUAUACCAGAGACCUGGGUAUUCAGGUACAGAGGAUUGGUGUUAUGAAUAACGACUGUGAUAUCUAUCAAUGUCAGCACUGCAGAUUGGAUUUUUCAACACUCUCCCAUUAUAAUUUGCAUUUGAAAUACAAACAUGAAGGGGAAAACCUUGACAAUAAGAAUCUAGAUUUCACAGUUGACACUAGUGAACAUUCUAAUCAGUUAUCUAAUAAGUAUUAUCAGCACCAUGGAAUUCAUAAAGGGAAAAAGCAUUGUAAGUGUGACAAUUGUGGUAAAUAUUUUACAACACUCAAAUAUUUAAAAGUGCACCUUUUAAUUCAUAUAGGAGAAAAGCCUUACAAAUGUGGCCAAUGUUGGAAAUGUUUUACAACUCGUAUUGAAAUAUAUUAUCACUUAAAAAUUCAUACAGGAGAAAAGCCUUACAAGUGUGACCAAUGUGGUAAAUGUUUUGCAACUCUUGAUCGAAUACGGAGGCACGUUAUAAUUCAUACAGGAGAGAAGCCUUACAAAUGUAGCAUAUGUUGUAAAUAUUUUAGCCACGUUGGUAGUUUGAAUUCUCAUCAUAGAAUUCAUACAGGAGAGAAGCGUUACACAUGUAGCAUAUGCUGUAAAUGUUUUACCCAUUUGAGUAGCUUAAAGAGACACCAUUUAAUUCAUACAGGAGAGAAGCCGUACCAGUGUGACGAAUGUGGUAAAUGUUUUGCCCAUUUGCGUAACUUAAAGCAACACCAUUUAAUUCAUACAGGAGAGAAGCCGUACAAGUGUGACGAAUGUGGUAAAUGUUUUACCCAUUCGCGUAGCUUAAGGAAACACAAUUUAAUUCAUACAGGAGAGAAGAUGUAUAAGUGUGACCAAUGUGGUAAAUGUUUUACCCAUUCGCGUAGCUUAAAGCAACACCAUUUAAUUCAUACAGGAGAGAAGCCGUAUAAGUGUGACCAAUGUGGUAAAUGUUUUACCCAAUCAUGUGGCUUAAAGCAACACCAUUCAAUUCAUACAGGAGAGAAGCCGUACCAGUGCGACCAAUGUGGUAAAUGUUUUACCCAAUUGUGUAGCUUAAAGCAACACAAUUUAAUUCAUACAGGAGAGAAGCGGUACAAGUGUGACCAAUGUGGUAAAUGUUUUACCUAUUUUGGUAAUGUUAAUACACACCUUAGAAUUCAUCAUGGAGAGAAGCCUUAAAAUUUUUAUGUAAUGCAGUAAAUGUAUUACUGAUUCCUCACAUUUCAUUGAACAUAAUUUAAAAUUCUCUACCGAAAUAAAUCCAGAAUGACCAGACACUUAUCUUUUUACUUUCUUGU